Molecule: messenger RNA, 1554 nt
Organism: Aspergillus clavatus NRRL 1
Lineage: Eukaryota; Fungi; Ascomycota; Eurotiomycetes; Eurotiales; Aspergillaceae
Exons: 2
Coding region: 1-1554 (517 amino acids)
Source: RefSeq, a predicted model, not a curated record
AUGGAGCCGAUAAAGUCGGUCGGUCUCGACGAAGACCAAUACCGCAAUGAGGUUCUUCUUCUUCCAACAGAGGAUUCAGAGACCUCUCGGGAUCAACAGCUGGCCGAUGAAGCGCAUGAGCUGGGAUUGAAAGUGCCGGAAAUCGAAGUGACCGCAUCGCUGGCCGCAUCGAUCGCUUCGGGAAUGAUCGAUCUUUCUUCGCCUGUCCUAUCGUCUGGCUCAUCGACCGACCGCAACUCGAUAUGUGAGGUCGCACCACCCCACGACACUCCUGCACUCGACCAGGUCGCUUCGUCGCUGUCGGAACUCACUGUAUCCUCCGAUACCCCCAAAUGCGGGAGUACCCGGUCCAUCGCCUCGCUCUCCACGCGUCCCACGUCGUACAGCUCGAGUGAAGGAAUAGUGGCUCACAGUCUGAAUGGGAUCUUCGCGCGUCCAUCCAGCCACCGGAGCUCGUUGUUGAGCAUCUCGUCGUCCGACAAGAAGGAGAAACGGAGAUCAAGCCUGAAAUCCGCUAUCGGAAAGAUCCACUUCAGAAAGAGGAGGACGCCGUCUACAGUUCUGCUGCCACCCGCGGCUGAGAUCAUUGUCGCGAAGGAUGAAGGAGGGGUGGAGAGGGUAUAUGUGGAGGCCCAACCGAGCGAGUCACUUAAUUCUAGCGCGGCCGAGGAAGAAGAAGCUCUGAAGCUCGAAAUACCCUUUUACCACAAGGAAUCGCUCGACAGGAGUCUGGAAAAUACGGAGUUGGCCCAGUUACGUGAUUCCCACACGUUAGAGAGAGACCGCCACCUUGCAUUUCAAGACGCAUUUUUGAUCCGACUCCGCCGCAAGCAACAAGCUCUUGUUGUUGACAGACUAUCGGAGAACAAGGCCGCGGAGGAGCAGAAACGGGAGAAGAACGCAGCAGAUGCGGCGCGCAUGGAGGAACGACAGCUUGCCGUGGAGAUCGACCAACUGCGCGAGUUCGAAAAAGAGAAGCAAAAUUCCCGCACACGAAUCAAAUACAUGGAGGGCUACUUCAGCAAUGCCCAUCCUCCACCAACAUCCGACUCCGAGUCGGUAUCUGACACCGACAGAACCCCCCCUGCGCGCACAUAUACCAGUCAGCAAAAGGCCCAGCUCGUGCAGGAAUAUCAUGACCACGAAGGCAUGGACCGGCUUCACACGGCCAAAAUCAAGGUCCUGCGGGACCGACAGGAGCUCAGACUCCAAGUAGCCGUCGCGCGCAUGGAAAGGGAGCUUGACGCGUUGAUUGACAAGCAUGCGCUUGAAUUUGCCGAGCUCCAAAGACAGCAUCAGCAGGAGGAGUCGCUGGCACUGCAUACCCUCGACGCAAAGAAGGCCAAAUUGCGGCGUCGCUGGAACCUGGAGGAAGCGGUUCUGCGCACAAAACUCGAACUCCAGCACGGACAGCCUUACGGCCCCUUGCCUCCACUGUCCUUUUCCAAUCCGACUUACGAGACGCGGGAUUCUGCCAUCUGCGUCUCAGAGACCACCGCCAGUAUAGGCGGCGACGAACAGACGCAUCCGAAGGAAAGUGGACUGGUGCAUUGA